Molecule: messenger RNA, 3655 nt
Organism: Numida meleagris (helmeted guineafowl)
Lineage: Eukaryota; Metazoa; Chordata; Aves; Galliformes; Numididae
Product: polypeptide N-acetylgalactosaminyltransferase 4-like
Exons: 1
Coding region: 24-1775 (583 amino acids)
Cellular component (GO): Golgi apparatus
Source: RefSeq, a predicted model, not a curated record
AGAGGCUGCUGCGAGGGGCUGCCAUGAGGAUCCGGCUGGCGAGAAGAUGGACGUGGGUCCGCAGAAGCUGCGUGCUGCUCGGCUUCUUGAUGGUCGCCUACUUCGCGUUGGAGUUGUCGGUUUCUUCCUUCGGUGCCUCCCUCGCUGGGGAGAGCGUCUCCAAAGGCAAACGGGAGCGGCGCUUUACGGACGGAGCAGAAGAGGCAGUGGAUUUGGCUCGUCCGGUUUAUGACAAAUCCCCGCCUGAUUCUUACGCCCCGGGAGAAUGGGGCAAACCCACUCGCUUGCAGCUGAGCCCUGAGGAGAAGAAGCAGGAAGCAGAGCUGAUUGAGAAGUAUGCAAUUAAUAUUUAUUUGAGUGAUAAAAUCUCUCUCCAUCGGCACAUUGAAGACAAUCGACUGAGUGGCUGUAAAACUAAAUCUUACAACUACAGAAAGCUGCCUACAACGUCUGUUGUAAUUGCCUUUUACAAUGAAGCCUGGUCCACGUUGCUGCGGACAGUACACAGCGUUCUUGAAACGUCUCCUUCUGUGCUUCUGAAAGAAAUCAUACUGGUGGAUGAUUUGAGUGAUAAAGUGUAUUUGAAAACUGACCUUGAGAAGUACAUAAGCAGUCUGAAAAGAGUUCGUUUAAUACGGACCAACAAACGGGAAGGACUGGUUCGUGCACGCUUAAUUGGAGCUACUUUUGCUACCGGUGAUGUCCUCACGUUUCUCGACUGUCACUGCGAAUGUGUCUCCGGCUGGUUAGAGCCGUUGCUUGAGAGGAUUGCCGAGAAUGAGACUGUUGUCAUCUGUCCUGUUAUUGACACCAUCGACUGGAACACAUUUGAGUAUUACAUGCAGUCAGCAGAGCCCAUGAUUGGGGGCUUCGACUGGCGACUGACGUUCCAGUGGCACUCUGUGCCGAAACACGAACGUCUGAGGCGCAAAUCUGAAACAGACCCAAUCAGAUCCCCAACUAUGGCUGGGGGCUUGUUUGCUGUCAGCAAGAAGUAUUUUGAGUACCUGGGUACCUAUGAUACAGGAAUGGAUGUUUGGGGAGGAGAGAACUUAGAGUUAUCAUUUAGAGUGUGGCAGUGUGGAGGCAUGCUAGAAAUUCAUCCGUGCUCCCAUGUAGGCCAUGUGUUUCCAAAGCGUGCACCAUAUGCUAGACCGAAUUUCCUUCAGAACACAGCACGUGCUGCUGAGGUGUGGAUGGAUGAGUAUAAAGAACACUUUUACAACAGAAAUCCUCCAGCGAGAAAAGAAAACUACGGAGAUAUUUCUGAGAGAAAGCUACUGAGAGAGCGUUUGAAAUGCAGGAGUUUUAACUGGUAUUUGAAAAACGUCUUUUCUGAGUUGCAUGUACCAGAAGAUCGUCCUGGCUGGCAUGGGGCUGUCCGCAGUGUAGGAAUAUCAUCAGAGUGCCUAGACUACGUUUUACCAGAACAUAAUCCUGCUGGGGCUCACCUUUCUCUCUUUGGAUGUCACGGUCAGGGAGGAAAUCAAUUUUUUGAGUACACAUCAAAUAAGGAGUUUAGAUUUAACUCUGUAACAGAGCUAUGUGCUGAAGUCCCUGAGCAAGAGGAUUUCAUAGGUAUGAGGAGCUGCCCAAAAGAUGGAUCUCCUGUCCCAGAAAUUAUUAUAUGGCAUUUCAAAGAAGAUGGGACUAUUUAUCAUCCUCAUUCUGGAAAGUGCCUUACUGCUUAUCGUACUGCCGAGGGGCGUGCUGAUGUGGAAAUGAGAACUUGUAAUGCUGCAGAUAAAAAUCAGAUGUGGAAAUUUGAGAAAUGAUCACUAGCAGUAGUAAGAAUCAGGUGGAGCAGAGUCUCCAAGGUUUUUACAUACAUAGCAGAUAGCAACAUUGGAAUGUCUUCAGAUGUGUCUUUCCUGUAGUGGUGUAGGAAUUAUCUGCUGUGGUGAACUGUAUGGAAAGCAAAAGCAAAUGGUGGGAGUUAGUUUCUGAAACAGUGAUUUACACUUCUUAUGCCUUCUAUUUUUGUAAAUUUUGCCCAAUUAUUUUCUUAUUUUGGUCUCUGUUGAUUAUGGGAAAACAAAUCCUUUUGAGUGGACUGAAGAGGAAUUUUCUCGUUGUUUACUCUUUAAAAAAUGAGCGCAUUAAACCUGCAAGGUAACAUUACGUGCAAGUAAAAAUUUUGUACUUGCUGAAGUGGAGGUUCUUGCAGUAUUUGACCUAUUUGCAGAUUCAUCAUAAUAUACGUAUCUAUCAUCCUAAAUUAUGCUACAGUAGCACGUGACUGAAUUCACAGUGAUGUGGAAAGCUGAAUCUUAAGUCUUGGAAUAUUCUGCAGUUUUUUAGGGAAUUUACACAUACUAUUUAGGGUUUUAGAGUGACCUCUAGCUAAAAUACUCCACUGAAGAGAAGGACUUUUUAGGGGGUGGAUUUGGGCACAGCUUUGCAGUCUUGCUCUUGUUCUGUAAAACUUACCUGGCCAGGGUGAGUCUCAUGGAUGAGUCUCAGAACGUAGUAGCAGUGAAACCAAGGACGUGCUACAGGUGCUGCAAAUGGAAGAAAUGAAUAGUUAGAAGUAUGAGUUCUGCUGGAAGGUAGCAGGGAAGGAAAUAAAGUGCAGAAUUACUGCUGCUACAGCUACUGCUGUUUCUUUGCUGUGUAUUUAGUAUUUACAUCAUUGUGUAAGCUUUUCCUUGUUAAGUUUGGCUUCCUAGAGAGACAAAGUCUAUGUGACUAUGCCAUGUAUCCAUUUUUUUUGGAUUUUAAGGAAUCUUUCAUGUUUUAGACUGGCAGCAAGGGAAAGGAGAGAAAUACAAAUGAAAAGUUAGACUGUCUUACUUUGUGUUAUGUAUUUGGCAAAAGCUGGCAUGGUCUGCACGCUCAGUAGAGUUUGGAAAUAAUGCAGCGUACACAGCUUCUUUCUAUUCACCAUAUUGUUCUGGGAGACCUAGUCUGGAGUUGCUGAGGCGAAGAGAGUUGGAAAGGCAAAGGACACAUUAUAAGAAAACAAGGUGUCCUGUGAACCAUCUAACCAAUCUUAUUUUUAAUGUUUUCUGUAUCCAGUUAUACUAAGUUUUGAGUAAUACCAAUUCUAGAAUCAUGUCACUAAUUAGCUUUCAGUGUGAUUAUAGAUAGUAGAUGUGACAGAUAUGUUUUUGUAUUUGAAAAAAGAAAUCUUGAUUCUGUGUUUUUUUUAGCUAUAUACAAUUAAGUUGAACACUUACCUUAAUGCUUUGGGCAUUCUAACUUUGGUUGGUUUCUUACACUGAAGUGGUAAAUGUCUUUCAGUAGUCACAAUGUAGUAAUCCUUGACUCUGGGCUGGUGGGAACUUGAACUUGUGAGCAAUAAGAAUCUGGAUAAAGACACCUGAGGUAUGCAGUAGGUGCACAUUUGCUAAAGGCGUUGGUAAGUAGAAGGGUUAAAGGGGAGCAAGUGAGACCUGAAAUAAGUGAAUAUAUUAAAGAUAAUAAAGCAAGAGUCAAUAAAGAUGUAUGUUGGAAGCUAAGUGAUUUUAAAGAGUUGAAGACUUUGGGUGCAAACAGGCUGAGAUUGAAGGGGAGCAGAGGAAGAAAGUUUGGAGCGGGGGAUGUAGUGUUAAAUCAUGCUCAGAAUGCUUGCCACUGUGUGGCAUGGGUUGUUUUAAGCCUUUAACUUAUUUUUAGGAGGUUACUUACAACUUAUUUUUUUCCUCUUUCUUUU